Messenger RNA from Camellia sinensis, 1835 nucleotides. NCBI's taxonomy places the organism in Eukaryota, Viridiplantae, Streptophyta, Magnoliopsida, Ericales, Theaceae. The record is from RefSeq and is a predicted model, not a curated record.
CUAAUGGAAAAAAGAUCUUCUUCUUUGUCAUAUUAUCUUUGAAUUGAUUAGGGUCCAACAAAAUAUUCUCUAGACUCCAUCUGCUCAUGUGGGUAGUUCUGAUUAGAAUACUGAGAAUGGAAAUUCCAUUGUAAUGCCAUGCAGAAAUGCAUGUGCAUAAACAUGACACAUUGGGAAGGCCAAUGGCAUAACUAUAAGAAUUAAUGCAAGUGCACUGGCAGAUAGAAUCUUCAGCUUGUGGGGUCUUGAACCCACUUCCCAUUGGCCACAUGAUUUGGUCUACACAAAAUAGCCAACCCAAAUCUUGUAACUUUCUCUAUGUUUCUCUCUACCUGCCUCAAUCUCAGGCACUUAUAGAGGCUUCCAAGACACAUAUCAAAUAGUCACACCACACAUUCUGAAAAGAGCACCUUCUCUCACUUCCUCCUCACUGCCAGAGUAAUCUAAAUCAAGUUCUUUGAAGAAAGAUCACAAAAAUGAAGUUACUUGGUUGGAUGCAUCGCAAGUUAAGGCCUAGUGAAGCACUCAAGGAUUUUGCCAUCGAGAAGCCAUCACUGGAUGAGCAGCAGUACGACAUGAAGGCAAACUAUGGUACUAAGACCUUAGGCAAAUCACAGAAAUACAACCAUCUUCAAAAAUCAUUUGCCAUAGAAGAAGAUGACUUGGAAGAAGAGCCAUCGGCUGCGAUUUCUCAGCUCUUCCAUGGCUUCUUUACCAUUGGUACUCUUGGUUCAGACACAGUCAUGGCUGACCCAUCAUCAACACCAACAUUCGCCAUCUCUGUUGAGAACAUAAGUGAAAAAGAAACAGAAGUAACAGAGCAUGAUUUGAAGCUGAUUAAUGAUGAGUUGGAGAAGGUGCUAGGAGUUCAAGGUAAACAAGAUGGUUGCAAUGACUCAUCUGGGAGAAACAGUCAUGUUAGCACCAUUACACUUUGUGGCAAGACAUUGGAAGGCACAGAGACCAGUGGGAACAGAACAACAAUCUGUCCACUCCAGGGCUAUCUGCUUGGGUCAGUAAUUGAGUUGCCAGAAACAAAGAAGGAACAUCGAACAUCGCUUGGGGAGCUGUUUCAGAGGACAAAAAUGACAGAGGAAAAUUCUGUCACUAAAUGCAAGAGCGGAGAAAAGAAGGCAGACAAGGAAACAAAUAAAUCUGCUAUACGUCUCAUGAAAAAGAUACUGAAGAAAAGAAUGGUCCAUGAUUCCUCUCGGACCUCCACCACAGUGACUGGGGGAAAUGUUAUCUCUGCUUCAAUGGAGACGAAACUGCAUAAGAUCCUCCACUUGUUCCAUGAGAAAGUCUAUCCUGAAAACUCAACUUCUGCAUGGAAAUCAGAUAAGCCCCAUAAGAAUGAACCGAAGAACAUCACCUAUGAGGAGGGGUACUAUAACGGAGAUUAUACGCACCCAGGGGAAGAUAUCAUAAUAUUUCCCCAUACAGCCCUUUCAAAAGAGAGCAUACGAUGCUUCAGGAGACACUCAAACCCAUCACAACUCACAAUCAGUGGAAGCAAUUCAAAUGGGAACAGCGAAAACUGGAUCAAUACAGAUGCAGACUACUUCGUGCUGGAGCUAUAGAAGGAAGAAGCACUCUUAAAGUGCGGUUAUGAUAUAUUGGCAUUAAACAGUAAGUAGUGUAUUAAGGUUCUCAUCGUGGGCAAUUGUUGCCAGUAAUAUCCGGGUGGUUAUUUUCUAUUAAGAUUGAGAAGGACAAAAGAAUAAAAGAGGGCCCCCUCUUAAUUCCAGUGAAUAAUCAAUAUUGAUUGAGGUCUAGCUAUGUUAGUGGACAUGAUUCAGUUAUUCUUAAUGUAAUGUUUGAUAAUGUUGGUGUCA